ACGGCGGAGAGAUAGAUGUUCUCCUUGUGUACAUUAAAAGGGGUAUAUUUAUAGUUUCUAAAGUCAUUACUGUGAGCGUUUUUUGUCGGAGGGUCCGUGAAGUCAUCAUACUCGUAGCAGUGAAGGGAGGGCCCUGCAGCCGCUCUCCUCUGCCAGAAACCCCGUACUCGAUCCUCAACGCCAUUCGAAAACUGCAACUGAAUCCAAAAUGGCAGGAGCUGAUGGAGACGACUCUCUCUACCCUAUCGCCGUUCUCAUUGACGAACUGCGAAAUGAAGAUGUUCAGUUACGACUGAACAGCAUCAAGAAACUGUCCACAAUUGCUCUGGCCCUUGGAGUAGAGAGGACUCGCACUGAACUUCUUCCUUUUCUCACAGAUACUAUCUAUGAUGAAGAUGAAGUCCUCUUGGCCUUGGCUGAGCAGCUUGGAAAUUUUACCAUGUUGGUGGGAGGACCUGAAUAUGUCCACUGUCUCCUGCCUCCCCUGGAGAGCCUCGCUACAGUGGAAGAAACAGUAGUCAGAGACAAAGCUGUGGAGUCUCUGCGCAAAAUCUCUCAAGAGCAUUCUCCAGUUGACCUGGAAGUCCAUUUUGAGCCUUUGGUAAAGCGGCUGGCCAGUGGCGACUGGUUCACAUCUCGCACAUCUGCUUGUGGCCUGUUUAGUGUAUGUUAUCCUCGUGUGUCCAGCACUGUCAAGGCUGAGAUACGCCAGCAUUUCCGUACCUUGUGUUCAGAUGACACUCCUAUGGUGCGUCGUGCUGCAGCCUCUAAACUGGGGGAGUUUGCCAAAGUCUUGGAGCUGGAUUAUGUAAAAAGUGACAUCAUUUCCCUCUUCACUGCUUUGGCUUCUGAUGAGCAGGACUCAGUGCGACUGCUGGCAGUUGAGGCUUGUGUCAGCAUCGCCACACUGCUGCCUCAGGAAGACCUAGAGACCCUAGUGAUGCCAACCCUUCGCCAGGCUGCAGAGGACAAGUCCUGGAGGGUUCGCUACAUGGUUGCUGACAAGUUCUCUGAACUCCAGAAAGCAGUGGGUCCUGAGAUCACCAAGAACGAUUUGGUCCCAGCCUUUCAGAAUCUUCUGAAGGACUGUGAAGCUGAGGUUCGUGCUGCUGCAGCAAACAAAGUCAAAGAAUUCUGUGAGAACCUCCCAGAGGACAGUCGUGAGCAAAUCAUUAUGACCCACAUCCUGCCAUGUGUUAAGGAACUUGUGUCAGACACCAACCAACAUGUGAAGUCAGCCCUGGCCUCCGUCAUUAUGGGUCUUUCUACCAUUCUGGGCAAGGACAACACAAUAGAGCACUUACUGCCACUCUUCCUGGCACAGCUCAAGGAUGAGUGCCCCGAGGUGCGUCUCAACAUCAUCUCUAACCUCGACUGUGUCAACGAGGUGAUUGGGAUCCGCCAGCUCUCUCAGUCACUGUUGCCUGCCAUCGUGGAGCUGGCAGAAGAUGCUAAGUGGAGGGUCCGCCUCGCCAUCAUAGAGUACAUGCCUCUGUUGGCAGGACAACUGGGAGUGGAAUUCUUUGAUGAAAAGCUCAACACUCUUUGCAUGGCCUGGCUUAUUGACCACGUCUAUGCCAUUCGUGAAGCUGCCACCAACAAUCUGACCAAACUGGUGGAGAAGUUUGGAGCUGAGUGGGCUCAGAACACCAUCGUGCCCAAAGUUCUGGGCAUGGCCAAUGACCCCAAUUACCUCCACAGGAUGACCACUCUUUUCUGCAUCAAUGCUCUGUCACAGGCCUGUGGACAGGAUAUCACCACUAAGCAGAUGCUGCCAGUGGUCCUUAAGAUGUCCAAUGACCAGGUGGCCAACGUUCGCUUCAAUGUGGCCAAGUCCCUCCAGAAGAUUGGCCCGUACCUCGACAGCAAUGCUCUUCAGGCCGAUGUGAAGCCAGUGCUGGAGAAGUUGGCCACAGACACAGACAUGGACGUUAAGUACUUUGCCCAGGAGGCCAUCAGUGUUCUCACCCUCGCAUAACCAACCCUACAGCUGAACCAGACAAACACCUGAAACCAACAACAAUACAAACACUUUUACAAGAUAUUUAUUGAUGUUCAGGAACAACUGAUAAAUGUAUAAAGAAAGCUGUUAACAAUUGUUUUAUCUGUUUUUUUUUUGUUUUGUUUUUUUUUUACUAUUAAUUUGUAGUUAAUGUUCAGGCCUAGCACACGCUUCUCGGUUAAACUUCCUGUUUGCUGUAAAUGUCUGCUUCAACCAAGGUAGAAAUACGAUGACGUGGAGUGCAGUGAUGCAUGUUAAACAAUGUGCUACUGUAGCAGCUUAGCUAGGCAUCGCUAACCACAGCCCCUCCUACAUUACUCCCUCCGAUUCCUUCAGCCUCCUCCGUACAUAUUGAUACCAACGUUCUUGCAGUCGACCACAGCUUCACGUGGUUCAGCUCUUACUCCCAUCUCUGUGCCGUGUGUGUUAGUGUUACACACUAACACACACUUAGUGAAGCAGAUGGAGCAGGAACUGUUCCUUCUCCUCCUCUCUCAGCCCAGUGAUGGGUCAUUCUUCUGCCCUGAUUCAGCUCCACAGGACUGAUGUUGAACAAACUUGUUUGUGUCACACACAGAGGGAAAGCAAUGAUGUUCAUCACUGCCUGUGAUCAGGUAAUCAGUUGUGAUGUCUGCAUGUAUGUGUCUAUGCUAAACCAACUGUCUUCUGAUGCUGAGUAACAAGUCAGACAAACGAGUUCUUUCAGGGACCAACUCGGUCCCAGGAUGUUUCUCAUCAUUAUCUUUCCUUCUCCUCAGUGGAGGUGGACUGUAGCAGUCGCUUGUCUUUUUCCUCCUCCUGCGGUGUCUUGCACUCAUUCUUUGUGCCAAUGACUUUGAUUAGCAGCUGUGUCUCCUCUCAGUCGACCUGGACAAACACUCUUCACCUGUCUUGUUCUCUUAAAACACCAAGAAAACCACAGCGUUGUUUUUCCUGUGAGGGACGUUUUAUUGCCUGGAUGUUAACGGAACCAUAAAAGUAAAUUGACUACAGCUAUCAGAGCUGGGGGAUUAUCAGAUCUACCCAAUUCUCCCUUAAACCCAGGCCCAGUCACUCAGAUUUAUAGGCCGUCGGUCAGCCAACAUUCAGGGCAGCUGCGCACAAAUCUUCACAGGACAUAACAAGUGCACGCUUUCAAAGAAAGAAGGGUGAGGGACCGGGAGGAUUUGUUCGUACGGCUGCAACGUGUUUUAUUCUGGGGUGGGAACUGGGCUGGUUUGAAUUAAUGUAAUGUCUGUGUUGAUAAAGAAACGUUUUCUGCCCCUGCUGCUCCCACUCUCCCCUGUUCCUGCUCCCACUCCCCACUGCUCCUCCAUUUUGUUCUCUUAAAUAAUCCAUGAUUGUUGAUUGUCCUGUAUCACACAAACUGUGCUUUUAUUUUUAUUUUGAAUUCUCCACAGUUGGGACGCUGUACUACUGUAUCUUGAUCCAAAUAAAGUAACACAAAGUAAGA
This is a messenger RNA of Cynoglossus semilaevis (tongue sole), 3455 nucleotides long. Its product is annotated as serine/threonine-protein phosphatase 2A 65 kDa regulatory subunit A beta isoform. Lineage: Eukaryota; Metazoa; Chordata; Actinopteri; Pleuronectiformes; Cynoglossidae. The transcript has 15 exons. Gene Ontology annotation, biological process: protein dephosphorylation. The record is from RefSeq and is a predicted model, not a curated record. Gene Ontology annotation, cellular component: protein phosphatase type 2A complex; cytoplasm; nucleus. Gene Ontology annotation, molecular function: protein phosphatase regulator activity; protein binding. Bases 209 to 1978 code for a protein of 589 amino acids.